This is a messenger RNA of Salvia splendens (bonfire salvia), 408 nucleotides long. Its product is annotated as putative late blight resistance protein homolog R1A-3. The coding region runs from base 1 to 408 and encodes 135 amino acids. Gene Ontology annotation, molecular function: ADP binding. The transcript has 2 exons. The record is from RefSeq and is a predicted model, not a curated record. Lineage: Eukaryota; Viridiplantae; Streptophyta; Magnoliopsida; Lamiales; Lamiaceae.
AUGGAGAGCAAGAACUACCAAGCAAGCCACUAUGCCACUCAGGGCUAUGAGCAGACGUUGCUCCAGCGUCUGCAUCUAGAGCUUUACAAUCUCAAGUUUCUAAUCGUCGUGGAUGAUAAUGCUUGGGAUCGGAUCGCGCACGCCUUGCCAGAUAAGGAGAACGACAGCCGGAUUCUUCUCACCACUAGGCUUCGGGAGCCGCUCGGGCUGGAGCACAGCUGGCAGUUCCUCUGUUAUCUUACCUUCGGUGAUAUGCUGAAAAAUGAUAAUGAUGAUGUUACAUUGCUCUGCCCUCCUCACUUGAAGGAAAUUGGAAUAUCGAUCGCCGAGAAAUGUAAAGGUCUUCCUCUGUCACUGGUUGUGGUUGGUGGUCUUCUCAUUCAGGAGACAGAAAAGAUUGAUUUCUAG